CGCCAAGAUCGCGUUGAAGCGUCGCGGAUGUCGGAGCUGCUCGUGCGCUGGCUCAACGACGAGGUCCAGCUCUCGGUGGUCGUGACCGAGUUCGAGGCGACGUUUGCGAGCGGGUAUCUCUUGGGCGAAGUGCUCUUCAAGGCCAACCAGCAGCACAACUUUGGCGACUUUGUACCGAGCGACUCGGCCGAUGCAAAGAUAGUCAACUUUUGCCUCCUCGAGCCUUCGAUGCGCGCGCUGGGCAUCCGCUUGGACCCGAUCUUGGCAUCGAGCGUCAUGAACGAAGCGAGCGGCGCAGCCACCAAGCUGCUCUACCAACUCAAGACAGCGAUCGCACGCGCGCAUCGGUCCGGCACCGUGUCGUGUCGGCCCUAUGCACCUGGCGGCGUUGUGCCCAUCCACAACGUACCCGGCCGACUGCCCAAGACGGUCUUCGACCCGAUCAAGCACGCGUCGUUCGAGCACGCGAUCCGACUCCACGUCAAGGCCCAAGACGAGCUCAAGCGUGAAAAACGCAAGAAGGCGGCGGCUGCGCAGCUGGCCCUCGACAGGGUGGCGCAAAAGGCCGCGUACCACGAACACCUCGAGGCGACGCGGCAGCAGCGCCUCCACUUGACCCAAAUCCAGCGCGAGUUCACCCAAGUCACGACCGAGGGCGAAACCGAGGCCUGGGUGGCCGCGACAACCAAGAAGCGGGAGCGGGAGCGCCGAAAAGCCCGCUAUGAAAAGCUGGUGGCGACGCGCGCGGCGGAGCGACAGGCCACGGCGCUGGCGACGGCAAAGGACCAAGUGACCACCGGCAUCGCUAUGUUCGAAUCCACGCUCGCCGAGACAACAAAGAAGAGCAAGCCGUCCAAAGGUCUCCAGCUCCCGACGCAGCUCUCGAUCGGGUACGGUGUGCGAUCGCUGCGCACGACCUUGAAGAGCAUGGACGUGACGGUGCCAUCGUCACCGACAUCAAUGCCCAGCGUCGGUGAGAAACGCCGGCAGCGCGAACUCCGCGGCGACAUCCAGCGGAAGCGCCGCGCACGCUUUCUCAAAGCGUGCGACAACCACCAGCGCGCGCGCAACGACGACGUCGUGCAGGCGGCGCUCGAAGCCACUCUGCUCCGCGCGACGACGACCGAAGCCGAGCUCGAUACGAAAGAAGCCAACGUCGUCGCGUACAUGGACGUCGUCGCAGAGAACCGGGCGCGUCGGAACGAAGAGUACGCCCAGCGCGCGAAGACUGACCUCGUCGAAGCGACCCGGCGCGAUGCCACGGCGUACGGCAUGCUGCACCACCGGUUCACGGACGCUGUGCAAGCCCAGUGCGAGCGCGCCGAGCGCUUGACGGUCGCGAUGGCGGCGGCGGCGGCCGAGACUAACGUCGCGAUCGCCCACGACGCGUUGAACCGCGUCAUCGACUUGGCGCUGGCUACAGUGACGUACCGAGAGACGGCGACGUGGAUCUUGCCAUCCGAGGUGUUUGUACCGCCGUCCACGUGGCGGGAGAUCAUGGCCUUUGGCGCUAACGCAACAGACGACGUCUUUGCAUCCGGCUUCGCAUCGCGCGAUUCGGAGAGCGUUUUGAACGCGUUUGAAAUCGAGGGCCAUAUCAGUACUGCGCGCCACGCGGUGAUGAGCGAGUCGAGUCUGGAGAGUGUCGACGCGGUGACGACGGUGCCGUCGUUUGUCUCGGGCAAGCUGCCCCGCGAGCGCGUCCUCGGCGAGAUUGUGGCCUACUGCCGCGCCUGCACCGCACCGCCGACGACGGCACCGACACGCGAACCGUUUCCGGCGUUCGAACUCAAGCUCGCACUCCUCGGCAAGCCUUUUGCAGGGCGCAAGACAUGUGCGUCGAAGCUAGCGACGCAGUACAACCUCGAGCCGCUCUCGGUACACGCCCUUUUGGAAACCGCCAUGGCCAAUCGCUCGGACGUCGGUGUCGCCGCGACCAAGCUCCUCGCCGCCGGCAAGUCGAUUCCCAAUGCUCUGUAUCUGACGCUCUUGGAGCGAGCGAUCCGAAGCAUCGACCCACGUGUUAAGCGCGGCUGGGUCCUCACCGACUUUGUCGCGACCCUCGAAGAAGCCAUCGACGUCGAGCGGUUGCUCAGCGGGAAUGUGCCCGAGCCGACGCCGUUGUUAUCCCGUAGCGAUCUCGCACUGGCGCUGCCGCCGCCCGCGCUACCUGCGAACCACUUCCUCGGCAAGUCGGGCUUGGACUUGGUGUUUCGGCUUGAAGUCGACCGCACCAAAGUAUUCCGACAUUGCCUCGGCAAGCUCGAAGACCCCGUCACGGGCGGUCGCUUUCACAUGCAAGACGCGCCGCCGACGGAGGCCGAUGCCCGAAGCCGCCUGCGUCCGUGGCGGGACCCAACCAUCGCCGCCGAAGCACUCUCCCUCUUCUCGCACGCGUACGAUGUCGCGAUCCCGUCGCUCGUCGGCUGGUUUGCGCCGUACGGGACUCUGCGCACGGUGAUGGGCGACGACCUUGUCGGCGCGAUGUGCGACUACAUUGACGCGUUCUUACAUGCGGUCGCUGCCGCCGAGACCGCCGCCUGUCGCGAGAAGGAAGCUGUCGCGAAUGCAGCCAUGGGCGUGGAAGAGGAGCGCCAGGGUGCUAUCGCGCUGCACGACGAGACGUUGCGUCUGGCUCUGGAAAACGAAGCGGUCGCAGCGCAGACGCUUCGGGCCGGCGAAGAUGCCAAGCUCAAGAAGGACGAACUGGUGGCGCUUCGAGGUAGCGUCGAGGCCGCGCACCAGAGCGUGCUUGAUGCGACGCAGGCGGCCAGUGCCUUUCUUCUCGCGGACCGCGACGGCCACGCGGCCACCCUCCCGCUGCGCGUCGUCAGCGUGGUGCCCGAGAUCGACGUCGCGGCGUUGACCUGCGGCGUCUGGGAGGCCUCGGACAGCCAGUACAAGCGAACGCUGGAGCAUGGCUUUUCGAUGCUCCGUGCGUACCGCAGCCGCGUCGAGGCGCACGCCGUCAACGUCCUCUCCGAGAUGGCAGCGUUUGCGCGCCGGCCCGAUGCCAAGCAGGGCAUCUUGGAUGCGUUCCAGUGGGAUUUCAACACGAGUGUGCUGCAUGACAUGCGCUUCGACGCGAGCACGAAGGCCGAGCUGCACCUGCGGGUCGACAGUCUCUUGGACCAGCUCGUCGCGGUCCUCGACUCCAAGGGCGCCGAAGCAUUUGCGCUGCUCGAGACGCUCCUUCGCGACCAAUGGAAGGAAGAUGCAUUAAUGUCGAUCCAGCUCCUCGGCACGAUGCUCUUCCAGGCCGAAGUCGACGUCUUCCACGCCAGCGUCACCGUCAUCACCGAUGCGAUCGCCGGGUUCGAAGUCGGCUUUGUCAAGUCGACGGACGACGGCAAGAUCCCGCUUCUCCCACUCGGCAAAGACCCGGUCGAGGACGAGAAGGAAGCCGUCGUCGCCCCCACCAAGGCGUCGGCCAAGAAGAAGGUGGUCGUCGUGGAAGUGGAAGUCGUGCCGCUCACGCCGGCGCAAGAGGUCGCCGCUGCGUAUCAAAAGGCUCGGGAUGCGCUCGCCACCGUUGCGUCCAAAGCGCUCAAGCUGCCAAACGUACCAGGCUCCGCGACGCCAAGUGGCUCUUCCGGGCCGCCGAUUUCAACAGCCAGCAAGAAAGAGAAGGAUGCCGGCAGCGCGACACCGGUGGCCAAGAAGGACACGAUAGCGUCGUUGAAUGCGGUCGCUGGCGUCGGCUUCGAGUACGACUACGUACUGAGUCGGCUCGCUGCGCUGCAAGACCGGGUGCUCGACACCAUGAGCUACGUCGAUCUCGUGCUGACGUCGCUCGAGGCCGACCUUCGGAGCUUUGUCUCGGCCCGCCUCGCGUACGAGAAGGAUGCGAUUCUGUCGCUCGUCAAGUGCAUCCGCGACGCGAUCGAGCACGACGAGAGCUUGCCGUUCCGGCUCCUCCUCGAGCCGCCGUCGAUGGCGCACAUGCCACCGCUGCGCCAAGAUGGACUGGACGUCCAAGCACGCAUUGACAGCAGUGUCCGCGUGAUUGCGACGCCGAGCGUGCCUCUGUACCCGUCCAUCGAGCACUGGGACGACAUGUACUUGAACACACGCCAGCUCAAUGGCGUCAUGGCCAUGCUGCGCGAGCUCGCAACGUCGACGCUCGGCCACACGAUCGACGUGGUCCCGCGGGUGACAUUCGAUGACGGGCUCGCGCGUCUCGCGGGCCGCCCGACGACGAUGCUGCCACCGGCGUGGCGCAGCGGUCUCAGCAAGCUCGGCGCGUACUUUGAUACAAAGCAUAGCGGUGUCGUCAAGGCGUUCCCGGACGUCGCCCGAGUGCUGCAGGCCAAGCACCGCGUCGACGAGAUGGUGCUUCAUUUGUAAAAAGCAACAUAAAUGCAAUCCAUUGUA
This is a messenger RNA of Saprolegnia parasitica CBS 223.65, 4374 nucleotides long. RefSeq lists its product as hypothetical. Bases 28 to 4347 code for a protein of 1439 amino acids. The transcript is spliced from 7 exons. NCBI's taxonomy places the organism in Eukaryota, Oomycota, Saprolegniomycetes, Saprolegniales, Saprolegniaceae. The record is from RefSeq and is a predicted model, not a curated record. Gene Ontology annotation, molecular function: protein binding.